AUAUAUAUAUAUGUACUCCUAUAACAUAAUAUAUACACUGAACUGAACUUACUCCUCCCCUCCCUUGUUACUUUGUUAGUUAAGCUAAUUAAGCUAAUAAUUAAUAUAGUCCACAAUGGAGUCAAAGAGUGAUGAUAGUCGAAAUGAGGAAGUAGCGGCUAAUACAACUGAUGAAGAUGUUGAACAAAUGGAGGAGGAUACCAAUGAUUUGGUGGUGCCUGAUUCAGUGUCUGAAUCUCAAUCUCAAUCUGAAUCUGAAUCUGAUAAUGAGGAUGAUAAUGAUAAUGAUAAUGAUAAUGAUAAUGAUAAUGAUGUUGUUGGUUACAAACCUUCCUCUGACUUCAAGUUGGAACUUAAAGAGCCACUUAUAGAUAUACAAGUCGACGAUGACACUGAACUCUGGCUUAUUCAACUCCCACUUCACCUGUCUCUUGAUGAUUUUGAUGAACACCAAGUUGUAUCCUUAGACCUUGACAUUCAAGAUGGACCAAUUGGAACCAUUAACACCAAAUCUGGUAAAGAAUAUACCAUCAUGGACUUUCCGUCUCCAGUAGCUGCUGAAUUAACUGUUUUUGUGCCUGGUCUUACCGGAACUAAAGUCGCUGGGAAGAUAUCGCGGCAUGUAAACCUUGUGAAUUUCCCAGAGCCAAAUGAAGUGAUGAUGCAAAGUCAUUUAGAUGAUGACAGUGAGUCAUCAGUUGAUGAACAUAAACAUAAUUCGGUUGAUAUGACAAAGAAUGAAGCACACACAAACAAUAUCAAUAUCAAUAUCAAUAUGACAAACAUAUAUCGUGGUAUCAAUAUGACAAAGAGAUAUCGUGGUAUCAAGGCAAACAGGAAAGCCAAUGCAAAACCUUGAUUGCCUCAUUCUCGAUCUGUCUUUCUGUCUUCAACACCUAGCUGCUGCUACUAUCUUCUCAUCUCUUCUGUUAAUCUAGACAUCUUUUGCUUUUAUGUUAUUUUUAUGCUUUCAUCUUUGUUUCAAUUUCAUAUAUUUUGGGUAAUCGAUCAAUUUGAAUUAAUUAGUAAGGUGUUCAUUUUCAUCUAAACAAGUUUAUUUAUUGGGUUAUGGAGAUGGAACAUAAACAUCUUCAUUCUCAUAUUCAUUGCC
Molecule: messenger RNA, 1111 nt
Organism: Spinacia oleracea (spinach)
Lineage: Eukaryota; Viridiplantae; Streptophyta; Magnoliopsida; Caryophyllales; Amaranthaceae
Product: mediator-associated protein 2
Exons: 3
Coding region: 116-859 (247 amino acids)
Source: RefSeq, a predicted model, not a curated record